UCUAUUUUCUGUCUUUGUACAUUUUCUCUAGACUCUUUCUCUGUUUUUCUCUGUGACGGCGUGGAGGGGUUUGUCAGAACGACUGUAGUUAUAGAGAAAGUCACUUGUCUGUGGGAACAGAAUGGAGCACACCUUGUUCUGUUUGCUACUAUUGCUGAGUACACACAUCUACUCUGGACACUCUGAUGAUGACGAUGGACAGGCAAAGGCUGUUCUGACCAAACAACCCAAAUCCUCCCAGAUAUUCAGUGGAGAAUCUGUCACUCUCAGAUGUAACAUACAGAGGGGAGAAGUCACUGACUGGAAAUACACAUGGCGCAAGGAUGGUGUGGACUUCCUUAGUAGGAAGCAUAAAUAUGAGAUCAGUGAGGUAAAGAUUUCAGACAGUGCUGACUACAGGUGUCUGGGUACACAUGUUGAUCAGAAGAAGCAUUCUAAGUGGAGUGAUAUAGUCAGACUGACAGUGACAGCUCUUCCUGAAACUACACUGACCGUAUAUCCAAACCCUGUAUACACUGGAGAGACAGUAACUCUGACGUGUUCAGUCGGCAGUGGCUGGAGCUAUACAUGGUACAAAGACAACACUAAGAAAGUAGUGACCUUGUCUGGCAGACACACUACAACAGGAACCACCUUCACCAUCAGGAGAGCUGCUGAUUCUGAUCAGGGUUUUUACUGGUGUCAGGGAGAGAUCCAGUCCAGAUCCAUAUCAUCCAUCAUCAGUGAUCCUGUCACAAUCACUGUGAAAGCCCUGCCCAAAGCUACACUCAACAUAACACCAAACCCUGCAUAUACUGGAGAGACAGUAACUCUGACAUGUUCAGUGGGGUCUGACAGUGGCUGGAGCUACACAUGGUACAAAGACAACACUAAGAAAGUAGUGACCUUGUCUGGCAGACACUCGACAACAGGAACCACCUUCACCAUCAGUAGUGCUGCUGAGUCUGACCAGGGGCUCUACUGGUGUCAAGGAGAGAUCCAGUCCAGAUCCAUAUCAUCGAUCAUCAGUGAUCCUGUCACUAUCACUGUGAAAGAGAGACCUGCGGCUGUUCUGACCCUCCAACCCAACUGGCCCCAGAUUUUCAGUGGAGAGACUGUCACUCUCAGAUGUGACAUACAGGGGGGAGAAGAGAUUGAGUAUGCUUUUUAUAACAGUGGGAAGUUGGUCUCCACCAAAACAGAGCCCGAGUACAGAAUCCAUCCUACAAAGAAUGGUUUAUAUACCUGUGAAGGUCUUCAGAAAAGAAAUGGCUUAAAACACUCCCAGACAAGUAAUGCUCUACAAUUAACUGUGUUAGAUCAACCCCAAGCUGUCCUGAGUGUCUCUCCUCAGUGGCUGGACCCUGGAGACUCAGUUACUCUGAGCUGUUGGGUUAAAGAGUCAUCUACAGGCUGGAGGUUCUUCUGGUACCGAACUGUUCCCUACACAGCUAGGUUACUCUCCCUGUCAGAUAGGUCCUACUCUGUAGAGCCUCUAUCUGGCAAUGGGACUAGUGAAGACUCCUACACUCUGAUCCCUACUGGUCCUAGUCACACAGGAGGAUAUGUGUGUAGAGCUGGAAGAGGAGACCCAGUUUAUGACACACUCUACAGUAAACCUCAGUUUCUCUGGUCAGGAGAGCCGCAACCUUCAGUUUCUCUCAAAAUGAGACCUAACCGAAAUCAACACUUUACCCAAAAGUCUCUCUCACUAAGCUGUGAGGAGAAGGGGAACACUAUUGGAUGGAAACUGAAGAGAUACAGAGAGAAAGCAGUGGAUUCAGAGUGUGGCUCUAACUGGGGAUCAAUAGCAGGAUCCAAAUGUACCAUAAUGUUUACAUUCUCAUGGGACAGUGGAGUGUACUGGUGUGAGUCUGGAUCAGGAGAGUACAGUAAUGCUGUCAACAUCACAGUGGCUGCUGGCCCUCUGAUCCUGGAGAGCCCUGCCUAUCCCAUAACUGAGGGAGACUCUGUGACUCUGCGCUGUACAAAUAGAUAUCAGGAAACAAACCCAAUACCGAAGGUUGAUUUCUACAAAGAUGGAGUACUCAUCAGGAAUAAGACCACAGGAGAAAUGACCAUCCCUGUAGUAUCCAAGUCAGAUGAAGGCUCCUAUAAGUGUACAUUUAAUGAAAAAGAAUCACCAAAGAGCGUGGUGAGAGUGAGAGGCGUAACUCCUGGACCCUCUACAUCAGUCCUAGUAGGAGUGGUUGUGGGCCUGGUUGUUGCUGGUGUUCUACUGGCCAUUCUCCUGGUACUGCUGUGUCAAUAUAAAAAUGCCAAAGAUUCCUGUUGCAACAGGACAUUCUCGCUCCCCCAGCCCCAGAGCACCAACCAACAGGACCAAGAAUCUACCCAGGGACGGGCUCCUGAUCCUGGGUAUACACUUUUGCAGCAUGGUAUCUACGAUACAAUCACUCCCUCAGACAAUAAUGACAAUGAUGCUGGUGCUGCUACUGCUGGACCAAGUGAUGUGAUGUAUGCCCAGAUUCAACUCAAAGAGUUGGACAAGAAAAAUAAAAAAAUGCCAGCUGAUCCAAAAGAAAAUCCAGUCUAUUCUGAGGUCAAGACAGGGAAGGCCACAGACAGACACCCAGCAGCCCGGUCAUUGUCACUGCUCCUGAGAAACAGAAACAGGUUGCCACGGAGACCACAACUACCAGUGACAGUGAUAGAUAAGGACAUACAGCAAGAGGAAACAGUCAUACAACACCUGAAAGAGAUGUCUGGUGGUCCCUUCUCCUGCUUCUCCAAACAGGGAAUACUACUUCUCCUACUCUCCAACUUCCACUAUGGUGUGGGUGUUUCUUCAUACCUGUCAUUCCACAAGACAGUAGGGGACUCCGUGGAGAUCCCUGCAGGCUUAGAGGGGCAAAAUGUCACCAUAAUGCAGUGGAAGUACAGAGGAAAGGAUAUUGUAGAAUUCAACUCAGAAGUUGUGUAUUCACGAGGAUCCCAGUUUGAUGGGAGACUAGAGUUGAAUGUCAUUAACUUCAGUUUAACAAUUAGGAAACUGACUCUGCAAGACUCAGGGGAAUUUCUUGUUACUGCUGAAACAGACAAGCAGAUUCCCGCUAAGGCUGUCACUCUGCAGGUUCACGCUGGUGCUUUAAUCCUGGAGAGCCCUGCCUAUCCUAUAACUGAGGGAGACUCUGUGACUCUGCGCUGUGCAAAUAGUUAUCAGGAAACAAACCCGAACCCCAGGGUUGAUUUCUACAAAGAUGGAGUACUCAUCAGGAAUGAAACCACAGGAGAGAUGAACAUCCCUGCAGUGUCCAAGUCAGAUGAAGGCUUCUAUAAGUGUAAAUCUAAUGAAGGAGAAUCACCAGAGAGCUGGGUGACAGUGAGAGGUUCUGUUGUCUUCAUCUCUCUGCUGCCCAGGCUGCUGUGUGGUUUACUGGUGGUGUCUCCCUUUCUACUGGUGUCUAUUGUGCUGAUGAUAAAAUGUUGCAGGGCUCGAGGUGACCACUUUAUUUCAGUAUACUCCUUCUUUAUGUCAUGCUCUUAUAUCACUGCCUUGGCAGUAGCUAAUGGGAAUCCCUAAUAAGUACAAAUACAAGAA
Molecule: messenger RNA, 3541 nt
Organism: Oncorhynchus tshawytscha (Chinook salmon)
Lineage: Eukaryota; Metazoa; Chordata; Actinopteri; Salmoniformes; Salmonidae
Product: immunoglobulin superfamily member 1
Exons: 20
Coding region: 122-3523 (1133 amino acids)
Biological process (GO): cell surface receptor signaling pathway
Molecular function (GO): transmembrane signaling receptor activity
Source: RefSeq, a predicted model, not a curated record